GUCAAUUAGGACAUAUACGGCAGGAAUCAUGUCAAACCCAUUCAACAGCGCUAGCCAAGGUUCAUUUGGAAUGGACAGCAAUGGAACAUCACAGUCUGUUUUUGGUCAGCAAGUUGGAUUGACCCAGACAGGUGUGUUUGGCCAAUCACCAGGUGGUUCCGGAUUGUUUGGAAGCAAUUUUCCGGCAAACACAUCAAGGCAGACUGAGCCAUUCGGUCAACAGAUGCUUUCUUUCACUAGUGCCAUUCCCCAAAAUAGCUCGAACAGUUUGUUUGGGCAAGCACCGACUCCAAGUUCCUCGUCACUGUUUAGUACAAGCACACAGGUGCUUCAGAGUUCAAGUUCACCAAAUGUUUUUGGAGGGUCCUCUUCAGUAGGAUUGUUUGGACAAAACCCACAGUCAAGCCUAAGUGCACCUAGCCAGCUCGGUCCAGUAAGUACUUCAAUAUCUGGUAGCAGUACUUCCAUGUUUGGGACAUCAUUUCCAUCUACCGCAGCAAAUUCAGUUCGCUACCCCUCACCUCCAUUGUUUGGUGCCUCAUUGUUCAACAAACAAGCUGAUGUAUCCAGCUCCAAAGACUCACUGCCUUCAUAUGCUGCAGCAAUAUCAGCAAUAGGUUCUUCCUUCAACUCAACCCAAACAGCUCAGUCAUCAGAUGGGAGGUCUUCUGCAUUUGUUGUACCUAAGCAAGAAGGUGCAAGCAUGUUUGGAAAGCCUGCAACUGGUUUUGGGCAGUCUGCAAGUGUAAGCAUUAAUUCAGCUAAUACAUCAUCAGUUUUGUUUGGUGGUUCCAAAUCCGAGACUUAUGCUAAUAAGAAUGAAGGUUUGGGACUUUUUACACAAGGUGCAGGAGACACAAAACCAUUCCAGUCCAAGUCAGACUCUGGUUUGUUUGGAAAACGUUCAUUACCUCGCUAUGAGGAAGCCCCAAAGAUGUUAUUUGGAAAGAAAGUUGGGCAAAACGUUGAUGGAAGUAACAGUGUACCUGAAAACCAGCAGCUUGUAAAGCAAGAAGGCAUGGGAAUAAAGAGUGAAAGUCAUGCAUCAAAGGAGAAUUGGUAUGGCAAACCAAAGGAAAAGGCAACCCAUUAUGCUCCAGAGAAACAAUCUGAACCAGAGCGGCUGUUUGGAAAGGCCAUUAAAGCAUUUGGCAAAGAGGAUGAAGAUGAAGACUACAAUGAAUCAGCUUCCAAUGAUGAAGGAGGGGAAUCAAAGCCAAUAGCUGCCCGGGGUCUGUUUGGUAAAAAUACUGCUGCUACUGCUGGUUCUACUGUCUCACCAUCUGGAUUAUUUGGAAAAGGCAAGAUUCAGAGAAAUCGCAUACCUUCAUCCUCCGAUGCAAAUGACAGAAAUGGAAGGCCCUCCCUUAGAAGACAGAUGUCUGACGAUAUCAACAACAAGGUUGCAAUUAUCUGCAGGAACGUGCCAGCCAAGUUUAACUCCGUCUAUUCCCUGCGAUCUCACUUUAAGAAGUUCGGAGAUGUUUCUAAAGUGUUUCCUAACCAGUCUAAAAUGCAAGCAACAAUUCAUUUUAGAACUCAUGAGGCAGCGGCAGAAGCGAAGCGUAAGGGCCGCCUUCUGGGUCGAGGCAUUCCACCUAUGACAAUAUUCUGGAGUAAUUUUGUCAGCGCAGUUGGCCGUGGCUCUGACAGUGAAGAGAAACCUACACGGACACAGAAACGACGCAGCGAUGAGAGCGAGGCGCCUGUAGCCAAGCGUGGUCCAGCCUGGAAGUCCAAUGAAGUGUCGGACGAGUUGGAGGCCAUGGCAGGGACAGGGGACAUCCGAGAGGCAGCAGAUGAGGUCCCCAGGGGCCUGAAGUUUGAGCCUCAGGAGGGCCGGGUGAGAGUGAAGCCACAAAGGCGUUCACCUGAGCGCAGUGUUAGUCCUGUGCCAACUACUUCAGCAUCAGAUGUUAAAAUUGUGUCAGUAGGGAUGUUUGAGGGUGUUGGUUCGCGCACCACCACAGACCGGGUACAACUGCUGGAGCUCAGGGAUAAAUAUGUCAGACAGAACCAAAUCUUGAUAACCAUUUAUCGAGGCAAGAAGCAGACGGACAUUCACAAGGCCAAGGCGUUUGUUGGCACUUGUCCAGACAUGUGUCCCGAAAAGGAACGAUACAAUCGGGAGGACAAACGAUGUUUGAGCGUCUACGAAAUUGUUCCAGGCACUGAGAAUAUUCCUGGAAGGAACCCCCAGGUUGACCAUCAGAGAGCCGUGAAGGAGUUUGUACGAUCAUCACCUGACCAGGAUGAGCCAUUGCCUCACGAGUUACGUCCGAUGCCAGUUUUACUGUACACAAUGACGUACCUGCUGAGUGACAUUGCCAAUAGGGGGCAGGACGGACGUUGGGGCGACUGGUUUGACUUCCUGUGGAACAGGACCAGAGGAAUCAGAAAGGACAUUAUCCAACAGCAGCUGAACGAUAGGAACGCUGUGCAGCUAAUAGAGAGAUGUGCCCGCUUCCACAUCUACUGCUCGGAGCGACUGUGUGAGGAAGACAUGCACUCUUUUGAUGCCAAAAUCAACAAUGAGAAUCUCACUAAGUGCUUGCAGACUCUACGGGAGUUCUAUGCAGAUUUGGAGAAGAAACAGAAGGUUUUCUGUGAGAAUGAGGCAGAGUUUCGCGCCUACACUGUCCUUAUGAACCUAAAUGAGGGCGACAUUCUAAGAGAAGUUCAGCAACUGCGCCCAAGUAUCCGUAGCUCUGAGCCCAUCAAGUUUGCACUGCAGGCCUACUUUGCCCUCAACAACAACAACUACAUUCGUUUCUUUCGACUGGUCAAAGAGGCCUCAUUCGGCAAUGCCUGCAUCAUGCAUCGGUACUUUACACAGAUGCGGAACAGGGCGCUGACGCUGAUGAUGAAGGGAUUCAGCAUGGGGUCCAAGUCAGCCCAGGUGCCAUUCAAGGACUUGGUGCGUAUGCUGGGGUUUGAAGAUGAGCAAGAGGUGUCACAGUUUUGCCAGCACUACGGUUUCCGGGUAUCUGAGUCUGAGGUAAUGCUGGAUCGGGCAGAUUACAUCGAGCCGGAGACUGCAUGGUCUCCAAGGCGUUCCAUAAACAUCAUCGAGUCCAAGUUGUUGGUUACUGUUGGCGAGUUUAUGAAUGGUGGGACAUUUUCCGACACCAGAUUGAUGGAGCCAUCGUCUUGUUUUGAUGUCAACGGAGUUUUCCACAGCAUUGUUGAACUGCCUUCAAAAGGAGUUGACCCACUUGCUGGUGCUAGGCAACAGGAGGUGAAGGUCAAGCAGGAACCUCAAGGUCAGCCAGUAGAGAGGGCUGCGACUCCUGUUGACCUGACCCCUGAACCGCCAUUAUCUCUGCUGAAACGCGUCCCACCAGAGUUCAUUAAAGACUGCGCCAAGAUGCUGUUCUGGGAGGUUAUAGAUGAGCUCGUCAAGGGAAUAUCCGAGGACAUUGUGGGGGAGGUCUCCAGGAAACUGGAGUAUGUUGAUGAUAUCUGGGAUGGCCUCGUCAAGAAUGCAGUUGUGCAAGAGGAAGUGCAGAGUUUAUGUGAGGAAGUUAUGAGUGAGGCCCAGUAUGAACAUCAAGAAAUUCUGCGUCAAGAAAACGAAGAACGGAAACAGCGAGUGGCCGUACUGCUGACAGACGAUCUCCUGUAUGAUGUCCUGUGUCAGGAGAUACAGAGCACUGCAAGUGAUGAGAUGGUAGAGGUGAAGGCCCAGUUAAAGCGAGAGUGUGUGGAGCGUGUGACUGCCACUAUCACUGAAACAGUCGUUGGGGAAGUUGUCAUCGACCUGAUGAGAGAGAUGUCCGAGGAUGUGUUUGAAACAGACGUACGCCAGCGCCUCAAACAAUUGGCAGAGUUUGAAGAGAUAAUUAAGCUGAGCAGAGCAGGAAAGUUCUGGCAGAUAUGGAAAAAGGAGUAUAAAGCCGUCACAAAACUGAAGCGGGCAAUGGAAGGGUUUCCAUCUGCACCAAACAUGGAAGACUAUUCUGAGCAAGUGCGAAGCCUUGUUACGGUGGACGAUACAAGAGUGACCAAUGGUCAGUUCUAUGUUAACAAGAGGGCUAAGCUCACUGUCCGCUCGGCAGUUGAGAUCAACAGAAAUCGACGAAAUGCUGACUCGCAGGUUUUGGUUCACACGCUGUACCAGAGACUGCUGCAGCAUACGGCAUGGCUGCCACUAGAUCUGGUUGGAGUUGUUGGGAAACAGCUUCUGAGGAAAUACAAAUAUACAUCUGCUACCAAGGGGGUAUCAAAGGUCUUCUGGAAGCUGUUGCUCUGUCUGCCAGAUAUAGAUCCAAAUGCAGGGAGCACCCUAGACAACAUAGCUAGCAAGCAUCUAUGUAAAUGGAUUAUAAGUAAAUGCAGCAAAGGGACACCACCCAGUGACCAGCAUUCUGUAAAGGGUUCUGUGCUGAGUCUGUACCGGAGAAAUGUAGCAGAGACGGGCAAGGCCCCUGUGAGCCUGGCAGUCUGUGUCCGCAGUGUGUUUGGUUCCCUUGAAACUGAGGACAUCCUUGCAGCAGAGGAAGAUGGCCUCUUGCUGGGAACAAGUGCCAUGAUAUUGGUGCUCCCUGCUUUAAGGGAGAAUGCUGAUCCAAAGACUUACUGGGCACAACAAUCUGAGAGACUUCAAUCAAUACUGAAGGUCAAACCUCAACAAGACUGCAUGCCAUUGGUCAUCUUCUUGCCAAUGUCCACCAAUCAUAAUACCUGUAACAAAUCUAUACAAAAAUGGCUUGAUCUUGAUGACCACCCAGCUGUGGAAAUAAUCAGGCUGAAGUUGAACUCCAGUUUACCAGAUGGGAUUGAUGUUGUUGACCCACAAGUAUCAGAAAAGCUAUGCGAAAGCCUUCAAUGGUGUGCGGAGAACUGCAAUCCAGUCCCUGUCCUAGAGGUUAGGUAUCUCAGAGACUUUGUUGAGUCUGCACUCCUCCGAUUUUACUACAAGCCUGUGCAGUAUAACCUCAGAAAACGCAGAGAAUUGGGAUAUCUAGAUCAGGAUCCAAACACUUUGCUGGAGCUGUACAACAGCAUUGUCGGCCAUCUUGGUGAGGUGGUUACCCAUGACGACCUGUAUGUCGUCUGCUGGCCAGUCAUGGAGUUCACGUCAGCUGCUGAAUCAGGUCUUCCAGCUGCACACUGGAACAAGGGAGAUCACCUGGAGUAUGUGUACAGGCUGCUUCACUCCCUUGCCUUACCAGAGUUCAGUCCCCUGGAUCCUGACUCUGACAGAUGUGUGGAUGUUGAGAGAGAUGUUUGGGCCUAUGUUGCCAUGGUAACUGGAGGGGAGUAUGGUGGUGCAAGGACAAAGCUUUAUUCCAGAUUGAAAUCACUGCUGCACACUGUGAAGGCAGACUUUGAGGACACAUGUUACCUGCUGGUGGGCGAGGGGAGCUGUGAACCCACAUAUCUGAACGUCCCCUGGAGCAACGUGCUCGCCAUGUGCAUCGACUAUCGCUUAGACACGCUGGACUACAUGGACCCUGACUGUGUCAAGGCAGAAGAGUUGAAAGUAGUCUAUGCUAGAGAUACACUGGAUGAUUUCAUGCCUCCCACUGUGUGGAAACAUGCUGAACCAGAGGAUCUGAUCAAAUGUACCCCAUCAUUGGACCAGACCAUCUCCUGUGCAGUGAACGAAGUAAGAGAGAAAAAGGCCUCCACGAGAGUUCCUAUAGAAGUAGCUGUAGUAGACAACUUUGUUUCCAAAGAGAAAAAUGAAACAAAAAGUUCUGCACAUUCCCUGUUGAGCUCUAUCAAGUCAGAAAGCAGGGAAUCUGAUCAUUUCCAUAAAUACUUACAGAGCGUGCUCAACAAUGGAGAAAAAAUUGACGAUGACUUGUCAGAUAGUGAACAAAGUUUUUCUUCACAAAUGAACAGGAACGAUUUUAGCAUGGGAGCAAACCAAUAUGAGGGCAAGUUUAAUGCAACAAGAUUCUUCGAUCGAUCUCAGAACGACUUAUCGGCCAUUUUUGACACCAGUAACAUUGAAUUCAAAGAAUUGCAGACGUCAAAGAGGAGGAAGUCAGACUUUGACGAGAAAGAGUUGUCUACCCUGUAUGGAAAGAAACGCAAGGAGCGCCUCUCGGAGGUUUUCAACAACGACCCUGUCAUGAUGUACCUUAAAGAGCCCACUUUGCACGAGGACUUGGCAAGCCUACAGGAAAAUGUGCGGGCAGAACGGAGGAACAGCGACAUGUUUGAGAAGAAACUCAAGCAGAUUCUCCAACAAAACUAGUGCCCUUAAAACUGAACGUUGUAAGACUUUUUUUCCCAGAAAACUGGGACAGAUGUUGAUUAAUAGAAAUGUUGCAGACAUUUUAGUUGCUAUAGUUCAUUUAGUCAAUAUUCUGAUUUAGUAGGUGAGAGCUACAAACUGUGACAGUUUAAGACUGGUUCCCCAGAAACUGUUGCAAUGACUUUGGGUGAUAUUUUGGCCAACAACACUUGCAUUUAAAUUACUUGAGUUGGCUGUGGCUCUAUCUGCAGCAGUAUGUAGAUAUCCACACUGUGACAGUUGAUUUGAGUGAUGUUUAAGCAAACUUUGCAGGUAUUGAAUGACUGAAGUUGACUGUGUAAAUGUUGAACCAACAGCAGAGUUACCAUGAUCGCAGGCAUUUAAACAAUGAUUGUUGGCUACUGUAUAUAAAGUUAUGGAUUUUGAAAAAUGAGUUGCAUAUAAAGUCCAUUGUUUUGUAUGAGAUAAACUUGGUUUGUUAACAUCAUGUUGUACGUUUGUAUGUAACUCGAAACUGUAAUUUUGGAAGGGUAUUUGUUAUCGCAAUGUAAAUCUUGUGUGUAAUGAUCGUGGUAUGUUCCCUAUAGCUUCAUAUGUUCAAAAUGAUAUAUCAAAAGAUUGAUGAAAAUAAAUGAAUGAAGCAAUCUUUAUGUGAGCAUAUUGAAAACCGCAUGAAAGUAUUUUGUAAACAUGUUUAUGUUCAAAGCAUAGAGAAGAAAUCAAUAUGAACAUGCUCAAAAAAAAAUUAUUGGAAAUAUAAAAAUGAUAAAUUAACAUCCAGAUCAUUUCAGGCCCACAUCUUUUUUUGGACACUAACAGUUUUAUAUAAAGUUAUAGCUGUUAUUGUUUGUCUUUGCAAUAACUUAUGCAUGUACAUUGCAUUUCUGAAAUCGUAGGAUUUAUGUAUGCAUAUAUUUAUGUUUGUGAUUUAACCUCCUUUCAGCUUAUUUCCUCCUUUUAAAUGUCUAACUUAUUGUACUAGUAGUAAUUAUUUGUAUGGAUCUAUUUACAAAUGAAGAGUGUAACUGAACCAUGUAAGGGGAGGAAUUCAUUUUCCUCCCCUGACGUGGUUCUUAAAUCACACUCCAGUAAAUUUCAAGCUAAAGCAUUAAUAUAUGAUAUUUAUGAUAUAUGUGGUCUCAUUUUAAAAAAUGCUCCAAGAAGUUUAAGUUUCAAAUAUAACUCAUUUACACAUUUGAUUGUUAACUGUUUCCAGAAUUUGUUGUAAAGCUAUACAAAUGUUGCUUGUAGCGCAGAUCAUGUGAUACUACAUUUACAUAUAACACUAGUCAAAAUCUGAUGGAUCUAAAUUGUCCUUGAAAUUCAAUUAAUCCAACGUUGAUGCAAAAUAUGAAGUAUUUAUCUUGAUAAUAAGUUUGUCUACAACUUAUUAAUAUGCUGCAAGGGAACCAAGUUUGGAAACAUAAAAGAAAUAAAGUAGUACAUGUCUGGUUUUUAUUUUUCUAGUUUGACGCUCUGUAUUAGGAUUCUUGCCAUUUAAAAAUAUAUAACAUGGUUUACAACAAGUUAUACAAAAUGAAAGUCACACA
Molecule: messenger RNA, 7758 nt
Organism: Dreissena polymorpha
Lineage: Eukaryota; Metazoa; Mollusca; Bivalvia; Myida; Dreissenidae
Product: germinal-center associated nuclear protein-like
Exons: 31
Coding region: 29-6208 (2059 amino acids)
Biological process (GO): mRNA export from nucleus
Cellular component (GO): cytoplasm; transcription export complex 2; nucleus
Molecular function (GO): nucleic acid binding
Source: RefSeq, a predicted model, not a curated record